Messenger RNA from Lactuca saligna, 2586 nucleotides. NCBI's taxonomy places the organism in Eukaryota, Viridiplantae, Streptophyta, Magnoliopsida, Asterales, Asteraceae. The record is from the annotation of a GenBank genome assembly.
AUGGGUUCACUUUAUGGCACACACGAGAUUGUUGAGUUAAAUGAUGAACCUAAAGUGAGUGAUUAUUCCAAUCGUUAUCACCAAUCAAGGGCAAAAGAGAAAGAGAAAAAGCCUCAAGGGUACAGUAGAUAUAUAGAAGAUGACAUCAACAAGCUAUUUGAAGGUAUCAAUAUCAGAACUUCAUUCAAUGGCUCCAGUUAUUCAGAUGAAACAGGUGGCAACACACCAAGAAAAAACCAAAACCCAUCAAAGAAACCAAUGAGAAUGAGCUAUUCAUCUUCCUCCGGAAUCGGGUAUUCCGAACCCGUGUCUUUGAAACAAGCUUUACGGGGUUUAUGUAUUUCUCAAGCUUCAGAAAUGGCUGCCAUCAAACGACAUUCAAUGCCUCCAGGCUCUCCCGCUCUUUCCGAUUCCGGUAAGUUGACCGAUUUCUACAAGUCCUUUGUUAAAGGCACUGAUUCCGGUUCCGGUUCCGGUUCCGUUUCCGUUUCUUCCAUGAAUCAAGAAAGCACAUCAAGAACUUCAGCAAAGAUUCCGAGUCUUGAAAAGUCAACAAUUAGUGUCAAAGUAAAACCUCCACAAAAGCUGAAUGAGAUUUUACUCGUACCGGAAUCGGAAAGUAGUCAAGAACCAAUACAAGAAAAGAAUUCCAUUCCUUCUCCACCUUCGUGUAUUCCAACCGAAACUUCAUCGGAAUCAGUCAAUUCCGAAGUUAACAUUAUAAAGAAUAAUCUUACACCAAGUAAGUCAACCCCAAAGUCACGCUAUAAAGGAAAGUCAACUCGUGUAGUCAAGACUGUAAUUCGAAACAAGAACCUCGUGAAGAAAAAGUCAAAGCAAGAAUUCACCUCAUCUCCUGAAACCAAUCUAAUAUGCCAAAAAUGCCACUGUACAAUGAAAGAAUCCAAAAAAGAACAACAACAACAACAACCGAAUAAAGACUCUUCAAAAUCACCACUUUCCACCAUCACAUUGAUAAGCAAUAAGAACUCAAAAUACAAAGAUAAAGGCGAAUUCACCCAAAGCUCAAAUAGCAGCAUUUGUGAAUACAGUUCAAGUACUAGCAUAAGUGAAGACAGAAAUCUCAGUGGGUGUAUUAUCAUAAACAGACCUCACAUGUCAAAAGACAUAAGAUGGCAAGCGAUUAAUCAUAUGAUGAAACAAAACGGGUUUCUAGGGUUAGGACAUUUCAAUCUGUUGAAGAAACUCGGGUGUGGGGAUAUUGGUACUGUUUAUCUCGCUGAAUUAAUCGGGACUAAUUACCCUUUUGCCAUUAAAAUCAUGGAUAAUGAGUUUUUAGAAAGAAGACAAAAAAUGCCCAGAGCUCACAUGGAAAGAGAGAUUUUAAGCAUUCUUGAUCACCCGUUUCUCCCUACACUCUACGCUCAUUUUGUAUCUGAAAACUUGUCGUGUCUGGUUAUGGAGUAUUGUCCAGGUGGCGAUCUUCAUGUCCUGAGACAGAAACAACCCGCUAGAUUCUUUCAUGAACAAGCUGCAAGAUUCUAUGUCGCUGAAGUCCUUCUUGCUCUUGAAUACCUUCAUAUGCUUGGGAUUGUUUAUCGAGAUUUAAAACCCGAAAAUAUUUUAGUCCGAGAAGAUGGACACAUCAUGGUGACUGAUUUUGACCUUUCUCUUCGUUGCUCCGUGAACCCGGUUCUCCUCCGAUCACCUUCAACGGGUCCGGGUUCGGGUCCGGGGCCCACAGAGCCACCUAGGAUGUCGGGUCCAUGUGCUGGUUCCAGUUGUAUCGAUCCUUUCUGUAUGAAACCCACAUGUCAGGUUCAAGUCUCAUGUUUCCGACCACCAAAAGGUCGGAAAACAAAACCAGACCCCGCCGGGGAACGCCGGAAACUUCCACAGAUGGUGGCUGAGCCGACGGAGGCUCGGUCAAAUUCAUUUGUCGGGACACACGAGUAUUUGGCGCCUGAAAUUAUAAAAGGAGAAGGACAUGGGAGUGCGGUUGAUUGGUGGACGUUUGGGAUAUUUCUAUACGAGCUUUUGUACGGGAGAACGCCGUUUAAAGGUCCUGGGAACGAUCAGACGUUGGCGAAUGUUGUUUUGGAGAGUCUUAGGUUUCCGGAAACGCCGCUGGUUAGUUUUCAGGCGAGGGAUUUGAUUAAAGGGUUGUUGGCGAAAGAGCCGGAGAAUCGGUUGGGGUUUCAUAGAGGGGCGGCGGAGAUUAAACGGCAUCCGUUUUUUGAUGGGCUGAAUUGGGCUUUGAUACGGUGUGCGUCUCCACCGGAAUUGCCGGAGGCGUAUGACGUGGCGGUGUCUAAGGCGGCGGCGUUAGAGAAAGCGAAAAAGUAUUUGGAUUAUAAUGGGGGUUCUGGAGGGGGUCUGGAGUUUGAGUUAUUUUAAGAUUGUGGAAGUUGAAAGUUAUUGGCCGAGUUUUGUAAUCGAUAAUCGGCGCACUUGUACAAACUAUUGCUUAGAAUUAUGAAAUUUCAGACCCAUUUGCAUCCACUUCCACCAUCUUCACGAUUUAAAAAGAAAAAACAACUGUAUAUUUGAUCAACCAAAUCAAAUGUAAAACAAUAUUUUGUAAAAUGCUAAAUUGUUACUCAAUUAUUAGGAAAAUGAAGCAAC